GUUUGGGAAGGAGCCCUGGGUGCACAAAGGCAGCCUCCUCUCCGAGAGGGCAGCGCCAGAGAGGCGAGUCACACACACACACUCACUCAUACACACACUCGCGCACGCACUUACACACACGCACACACUCACACAGAGAGAGGCUGCACAUCCACUCGGUUAAUCCUCCGCCUCGCUCCGGAGUUGUCCCAGCCCAGGCCCGGACCCGAGACCCGCUGGCUUCUGGAACAAAGAACUCUGAGAGAUGGAGGACAGUAGUACUGAAGUGAGCAUGACCAAUGACAAGUGCUGUCAGACUGAAACACCACAGCACUGCUGGUGCCAGCCAGCUGCAUCCCAUCAAGAUGACUACGACCAAACCCAAGUGCAUACUGUAGAGCCAGGAGACCCACCUCUACUGCAGCAGCAGCUCCAGACUUCCAAGUCAGGAAUUCAACAAAUCAUUGAGUGCUUUCGAUCAGGUACAACCCAGCUCAGGCACAUGCUGUUAAAGGAAGUUGACACCAUCUUUGAAUGCAAACUCUGCCGAAGCCUUUUCCGUGGUCUACCUAAUUUGGUCACACACAAAGAGUUCUACUGUUUUUCUGCACAUCCUGAGCAAGAUGAAUCACCGCAGCCAAACAGCCAGAACCAGGCUAUCAAAGACCUUCUGGAUGCAAUUUAUCCAAGAGAAACACAAGAGCAUGUGAUCGAGUUGGAGGCAAUAGAGACCAACCCCAAUGCUGUCUUCCAACACCUGAUUCCUGAAAGUUAUGAGGAUGAAAAUAUGACUCCACCCAUUGUCCAACCCCAGGUCAACUCUGGAGCAAAGAAGCAAAAUCGCCGCAAGUCCGUUGUAGCCCCCAAAAAAGUUGAACAGCAGGACAUGGAAGAUGACAUGGAUUUAGUGCCUGAGACAUCUUCAGAUAGAGAAGACCCAAGUUCUCAAGAAAAUGGCAACAAUGAACAAGGCGAGAGGGAAGAAGAUGAAGAGGAGACCACCUCUGAAAUGAAGGAAACAAGGAUAUCCUGUUGUCUUUGUCGAAAAGAAUUCAGUUCAAAGCGCAGUGUGCGUCGCCACUGCCGCAAGAUGCACGGACAAAAACUGGAAGAGCUGCGGAAGUUCACGGAGACGCGCACCGUGCCCAUCAGUUUACUGUCUAUGGUAAAGACCAAGCGUUCAGAGGAACCUAUACCAACUGCUAGCAAGAACUGCCCUGUGUGUCAGAAAUCCUUUGCAACCAAGGCUAAUGUCCGUCGCCACUUUGACGAGGUCCACCGGGGUUUGAAGCGAGACUGCAUUACUCCUGACAUUGCCACUCGGCCUGGUCAGCCCCUCUCACUUGAAGUUUCAACUCAUUCCUCAAAACAACCCAGCACUUCCACAAAGCCAGAGCAACAAGAGUAUAACUUGUCCACGUGUCGCUGUAGGUUGUGUAAGAGAAAAUACAGUUCUGACAUAAUGCUGAGGAGGCAUAUGCGUAUCGUCCAUAAGGUUCAUGCAGUAGAAAACGGCUCUUCUGGAAACCGUACCCUCUUUUCGAGGAAAGCUAAAAUAAAAUCGGAACCUACAGAUGAUGUUUUUCCUGGAAAAAGUGGCCUUCCAUCCAGUCCGUCACCUUCAAGUGAUGCAAAUAAGAGUUCUGCAUCCUCUUCCUCAAAGACUAAAGUCACAGAGGACAGUGGAAACCUCCCUGUUAGCUUUGACUUUAAACGUAUCUACUGCUGGCUGUGCAAGCGACAGUUCAGCUCUAGUCAGAACCUGACCAGGCACAUCACUGAGCUGCACAUGGAUGGGAAUGACAGCAUCUACAUCAAGUUUUAUGCCUGUCCAAUCUGCAGAUACGAGUCCCGACGGAAGCGAGACGUCAUCCGUCACAUUACUGUGGUUCACAAGAAGUCCUCCCGCUACCUGGCCAAGAUCAUGCCGGCCCUGGAGAGUCGAGCAGUGAAAAAGCCGGCUGAGGCAGUGCUAAAUAACACUGCUAAGAGGACAUCUUUAAAGGAGGAAACACCUGAGAUGCUCCCCAUUUCAACACCCAGCAUGUUUACACCGGAGCCAGAAACUCCUAAUACGAGUCAGCAAGAGACUUCUGGAUCCCCGAUUCUGAAGAAAACUGAACCAUCAUUGUCCCCAAUUACUCGUAAGAAUUCUGCCCUUACAUCACUGAACCCUGUAAAACAGGAACCUUUACAGCCUUGUAAAGUAAUCAAACAAGAGAAGAAACCUCAUGAACCAAAGAAUCCACACAUGACUCGCAGUCACAACCCUGUCAAAGGACCUCCUGUCACUAGAAGCCAGGAAACUAGUACAGAGGUGAGGGUUACAAAGAAUUUCUCCCUGCAUGGAUGUGACAUGUGCGGUCGGGCAUUUGCCAAAAAGGUUUUCCUUGAGACGCACAGAAAAACCCACAGGACCAGUAUUCCUACCCCAUCAAGGACCCCAAAGAUGCAGGGAAGGAGUACUCGGUCAAAGGCGCUGAUAUGAUUGUUCUCUUCUGCAAGUAUACAUUGCACAUUCUCACUGGACUGUCCUAUAUAAAUAUGGCUUCAGCAAAUAAAGUGCAGCGAUGUUGGAAUGGACAGAUUUAAACAGAGGGACUAUCAGUCUUGUGUCUGAUUACAUACAAAUCCUGAGGGAAGAACACUACAGAAAGCUCUUUCAGUUUUGUACUGCAGAGGGCGCUGUGACCAAACAAAUGAUCUCCAGGUAGGACGUUAUCACUGGGUAGUAAUGAAUUACAUGAAAGAAUAUGUAAUUUGAGAAUUUUGAGUUAGUGAGUAGACUUUUUACUUGAGUAUAUUUGCAGCGAAUAUACUUAUGCUUAUAAAUUGUCACUCGCCUGUAGAUGCUUUUUUUAAAAAAAAACAAACUUUGUGUUUGAUGCAUUGUUCUAGUCGGUCACAUCUCAACUUUAACAAUAGAACGGUAAUCUUUCAUAAACAGCUGAAAGAUAAAAAGGUUUCAGCUAAAAGCCUCCAUUUUGACAUAAAUGCCUGCGGAACUGUGGAGCUGGACAUCAAUUGAUGCCUCAGAAUGAAACUGAUCUCAUAAAUCAGAGUAAGUUCUUGAGUAGUCCGGAGUAGUCUUUUGUAGCCUACUGUAUUUUUUUACUCUUACUCCAUUGUUUUUGAAGAGCUGUUUGAGUUGUUGAUGUUUUGAAGUAGGCUAAUAGUACUUUGAGUAUAAUUUUCAGUUAGUCACCACAUCUUUGACUUCUAUUGAAAUUUAGAUUAUUUAGAAAUAUCAUCUUUGUGAACUGAUCUGUUUAAAAAUGAAGUGAGCAAUGUUUUCCCUGAAACACAUAAACGGCAGGAGGGAUGGAUACGUUGUGUGUAUUUGGUUAACCUACCUGCAUCUACUUUUUACUAUUAAAUAUACAAGUUUACGAAACCUAAAUAUUUGUUUAAUUCAACUAUACUGUUCACAAUUCUCGAGAUUGAUGACUAUUUUCUCAUAAGCUCUUAUUUAAGAAAUUGCAUAAAUCACUUUUCUUUCUAAAUGUAACCAAGAAGGAGUUUUUACUUACGUUAAAACAUGAAUUCAUCUCUUGCCAUUCCUCUAUGAAUGAAAAGGCUGCUAAACCUAUAGCAUUUUACCUACUGUAUGUGCUCUGAUUUUUGCUGCCCUUUAAGUCUGUGCUGCUCAGGAUGUGCUAAGGCAAGAUUGUUUUGUAAAAUUAUAACUCUUAUGUUAAUCUCUCAUUAGAGGUUGCAACUGUGACCAAAAUGUUAAUGGAUACUACUGCACCAGUUUUGUAUAGUGUUGUCAUUGCUAGCUAACAACAAAUUUACCUAUAUAUCUAGACCUAAAGAUGACCUAUGCCAACUUUUAGUAUGUAAUGAAGAAUUACAGGGUCACUUGGAUGGGUUUAAUGUUGGGUGAAAAUCUUAUCCAACAAUCAGCCAUAACAUAAAAACCACUUGCCUAACAUUUUACAUGUUUACAUUUACAUGUGACAUCUUUAUGAAUGCCAGAAUCCAUGGUUUCCCAGUAAACCUUUACACAGAGAAUUACCCCCACUGCCUCUUCUGGCUUGCCUUCUUUUCACAGUGCACCCUGAUGCCAUCUCUUGUCUUGGUAAGUGGUAAACAUGCACCUGGGCUUGCAGAAUUCAUAAAAGCCACUUUCUUCCAUUGCUCAAUAGUCCAAUGGUGAUGCUCACGGUUAUGCAGUCCCACUGCAUAAGAUUUUAACCACAUGCAUUUACAUUUGGUAGUCAAAUUUGUCUCCUGUUUGCCCCUUUUCCUGCAAACAAUAAUACGUCACCAAAUAUCGGUUUAAAAUAUUGAAAUGUAAUUCCUAUAUCAUUGUGCAUUCCUAUCUGUGUUCUGAACUUUCUAGAAUAGAUAGCAUAACUUUUUUAGCGUAUUGUUCUAAAAAAAAGUUUUUUUUUCUGUGAAAUAAAACCAGACACAAACUUCACAAUCUGACUGAUCACUUUUUUUUGCACAGUAUGUCCGAUACUGUGACAGAAGCCAUUAAAAUGAAAUAAUCAAUGUUAGUCACUUCUCCUGUCAGUGGUUUUAAUGUUAUGGCUGAUGUGUGUUGUUGGCUUGGUUUGCAUACUGAAUGCUUCUUCUCAUUACUAUGUUUAUUUGUAACAUUUAAAAAAGCUCCCAAACCUGUACUAUAUCUGUGAUUACACAGUAACCUCCUUUCUAUCCCUUGCUUUCAGUAGAAUCAUGUUAUUUAAAUAAACAUGUUAAAACCA
Astyanax mexicanus (Mexican tetra) is the source of this 4694-nucleotide messenger RNA. It is a transcript of the gene znf800a, whose product is annotated as zinc finger protein 800a. The transcript has 6 exons. NCBI's taxonomy places the organism in Eukaryota, Metazoa, Chordata, Actinopteri, Characiformes, Acestrorhamphidae. The record is from RefSeq and is a predicted model, not a curated record. Bases 245 to 2467 code for a protein of 740 amino acids.